Molecule: messenger RNA, 444 nt
Organism: Naegleria gruberi
Lineage: Eukaryota; Heterolobosea; Eutetramitea; Acrasida; Naegleriidae
Exons: 1
Coding region: 1-444 (147 amino acids)
Source: RefSeq, a predicted model, not a curated record
AUGCUUUUCAUAGAGCAUGACCAAUUAAAGGAAGUGAAGAAUGCCAAUGAGGACUCUUUAAUAACCAAAGAUAUUGCGGAUAUUUACAAUUCAAUCAAGAAGCUUUAUAAGGAAUACAAAUCAGAUUUGAAGAAUCUAACCUCAAUGUACUAUGUUACUGAGCCCGAACUGGUGGUUGGAUCUAUAGAUUUUAAGAAAUUGGAGCAUAAAUGUGGAAGCAGUUCUUUCAAGUUAAGAGAAGAGAUUCAGUCUAAUGUGGAUAAAUUCAUCAAGUACUAUGCCAAGACAAGUAAACAAAUUAUCAAACCAAGUACUCUCUCAAAACAAGAGAUUGCCUCCAUAUUUUAUAUUGUCGUACGUAAUGACAAUAUAACAAAGAGAAAGUUUAAGGAAAUGUUUGGGUUGACCUUUUAUUGGCUCGUUAUUGACAAGAUAUUAAAGUGA